AUGGAGAUUCCGCGAAUUAUACCCAUUCUCCUGCUUCUGUUCGUGGGCUUGUGCUCCGCGCACCUGGCGGCGCCAUCUACCCCAGCGGGCCGCCGUGGUCUGCUAAUUAAACCAACUCCUUCUAAGACCGCGCAUGGCCGCGAUGCCACCGGGAAUACCGCUCCAGUGAUUCCGAAGGCUGUCCGCGCGGCGAACGAUUUCGAAUCAAGCGAAUCCGACUCAGGCGCGCCUAAAUACGCGUCUAAAGCGAAAUCUGGUUCCGCGUCGCUCCCUCCGCGUGCUCCCGCUCAUCAUGUUGACGAUGUUGAAGUUAUUGAUGAUGCGGCGAACAAUGGCCUGGGCGCGGGCGCGGUGGGAAAGGGCGCAGCAGGUAAGGGCGCGGCGGGCAAGAGAGCCGCAGGCAAGGACGCGACGGGCAAGGGUGCGGCGAACAACGGUAUGGUGGCGGGCAAUGGCGCAGCAGGCAAGGGCGGAGGCACGUCGGGCAAGGGCGCGACGGGCAAGGGCGCGGCAGGCAAGGGCGCGGCAGGCAAGGGCGCGGCAGGCAAGGGCGCGGCAGGCAAGGGCGCGGCAGGCAAGGGCGCGGCAGGCAAGGGCGCGGCAGGCAAGGGCGCGGCAGGCAAGGGCGCGGCAGGCAAGGGCGUGGCAGGCAAGGGCGCGGCAGGCAAGGGCGCGGCGAACAAGGGCGCGGCGAACAAGGGCGCGGCGAACAAGGGCGCGGCGAACAAGGGCGCGGCAGGAAAGGGCGCGGCGAACAAGGGCGCGGCAGGAAAGGGCGCAGGCAAGGGCGCGGUUAACAAGGUCGCACUGAAACAUGUGAAGGGCGCACCGAACAAUGUCGCAGCCAAAGGCGCGGCGGGAUAUCCGGCACCGAACAAGCACUUGAACAAACCUAACGUGGCGUUUCACAAGGAAAAUGCGCAGCCAGCUUCGGGCGCCGCGACUGCGCGUCACAUCAACAACAACCAGCCCGCUGCGAUGAUGGGAGCGAGCAAAUUGAGCAAGCCCCGCAUGGCAACGGCCGAUGACGUGGCAAUAGUUCACCAGGGAUCAGCAACUGCGACGGCAACGGCAGCGCCGAUGGGAGCAGAGGAGCGAGCGACGCCGAUGCGAGCAGAGGAGGGAGCGGCGCGUCCUCACAUGGCGACAGCUGAGGAUGUGGCGAUUACUCACCCGGGAUCAGCAAAGGCGACGGCGGCGGCGGCGCGGAUGGGAGCGGAGGAGGACGAGGGGUGGAGAAAUGUGUUGGCUGAUGAUGAUGAUGAGAAUGAUGAUGAGAAGGACAACGAGAACGACGACAAUGGAAAUGACGAUAAGGACGAUGACAAUGAGAGGGACAACCAAAGGGACGACGAGAGGGACAACCAAAGGGACGACGAGAGGGUCAACAACAGGGACAACGAGAGGGGCGACGACAGGGACAACAAGAGGGACGAUGAGAGGGAAAACGAGAGGGACAAUGAGAGGGACGACGAGCGGGACAACGAGAGGGACGACGAGGGGGACGACGAUGAUGAGAACGACGACGAAAAUGAUGCAGUCAACUGGCAUGGGAGGGAGAGCAGCAGCACGGGUAGGAAUGGGAGAAGCAUGGGACAGGGAAGGGGCGGGACUCAUGGCGAUGUGAAGGGAGCAUCGUCCCGCCUGGCUCACUUCGCCAUCGAUCGUGCCUGGGAGCCUCGCAACAAUCAGCACACUGGGUUGCACAAGGCACAGCAGUUUCACAUGGCGACAAGCAGUGAUGUGGCCAUUCACAGGAGCGGGACUCAGGGCAGCACUGUGAAGGAAGCACCCUCACGUGUAUCUCGCUUCAGCAACAACAAUGGCCGGGAGCUUGGAGACAAUCAGCGCACUGGGUUCCGCAGGGCACAGCAGUUGCGCAUGGCAACAGCCACGGAUGUGGCUAUUAAUAGGAGCGGGACUCACGGCGCGAACCGUGGUGUGAACCGUGCGAGUGGGCUCGACAAGGCACCGGAGUUUCGCAUGGCAACAGCCAGGGAUGUGGCCAUUCACAGGAGCGGGAUGCACGGCGCGAACCGUGGUGUGAAACGUGCGAGUGGGCUCGACAAGGCACAGCAGUUUCACAUGGCAACAGCCACGGAUGUGGCUAUUCACAGGAGCAGGGCGCACGGCGCGAACCAUGAUGGGGACUACAACAGUGGGGACUACAACGGCGGGGACUACAACGGUGGGGACUACAACGCGGCAACGAUGGUGACCAUGGUGAUUACAAUGGGGGCAACGGGGCCGGCGACAAUGGCGGAGAUAAUGGAGUGUAGGCCCGAGGGGUGUGCAGAGGGGAGGAUGUGCGGGCAUGACACGCAGGUGGUGUGGGGUGGGAUGAUUCUUGUGAGGUGUGCGAAAGCGCAGUGCCCUGAUGGGGGUGGCAUGUGGGUGUGUGAUUAUUCGCCCCGAGGGAAUAUCAUUGGGUCCACUCCGUUUUAG
This is a messenger RNA of Closterium sp. Yama58-4, 2445 nucleotides long. The record is from the annotation of a GenBank genome assembly. Lineage: Eukaryota; Viridiplantae; Streptophyta; Zygnematophyceae; Desmidiales; Closteriaceae.